Molecule: messenger RNA, 1653 nt
Organism: Babesia ovata
Lineage: Eukaryota; Apicomplexa; Aconoidasida; Piroplasmida; Babesiidae
Product: DNA polymerase III epsilon subunit
Exons: 1
Coding region: 1-1653 (550 amino acids)
Source: RefSeq, a predicted model, not a curated record
AUGGAGGCUGUUGGCGCGGAUUCCUCCUCGCCGAGGGAGGAAUCUCGCCGCGUCUGGCCCUGUUCCUGCAGCUUCCUCGAUGGGCUGUGCCGGCGCUACGGAAUCAACGGGCGCAAACUCAAGUCGUAUUCCCUCUUCUCGCUCCUGCUCAAGUCGGAGACGCUCUACCUGCUCUACACAUGCUACGUAGGACUGCUGGCGGCGUCGCACCCGGACGCGGACCCAUCGCAUCCUGUCUUAUGCGGAACGUGGCUUCCGUUAUUGUGGCUCCUGAAGCCGCUUAUCGCGGCCAUAGCCGACUCUGUGGAUAGAAUAAUGCAGUAUACAUCUGGAAUCUACGGAUGGGUUCUCUCCUGCGGGGAUUCCAGUGCUACAAGAGGCGUUCGCAAGCGUGGAUUCAUGGACGCCUUGGUGGAGUUCCACCGCCGAUGCAAUCUGGUUCUAGUACUGUCACAGCUCGGUGUGGUGAUACUGAUGCCGACGAUCAUGGUCUACGCUUACCUGCACCCACUUGGAGAUGGAUGCGGCCCGUCGUUGGUUGCCGUGCUCUCCCUCUGCCAGAUCGCGACCGCAGCCGUCAGCGAGGGUGCGUUUUGCCGCUACGCGCAGUGCAAUACCGAGAUGAACGAGGUGCAAUUCGCCUCCCUCCGGCUGUUAUUCAUGACUGGGUACGGAGUAUGGAACAUGCUGGGCAUUGUCAUGCCAUAUCCGCGGACAUCGGAUUUCUGGGCGUCAUUCUUGGCACUUGUCAACGUGCUUCCGUGCUUCCUGGUCGGAAACGGUCUGUGCAUUCUUUGGGUCCUGUUAUGCGACCCGGGGGGAUACGAGGAGGCCGUCGACAUGUCUAGGAGGGCAGAAACCAAGUGGUCGCCAAAGGUUACUGUGGCAUUUUUCACCAUGAUGAUCAUGGCGUUGUCGGUACGCUACCCGUACGACUGCCUGAUAUUGCGGCCCACGGAGUACCCAUCGCUCACGUUGCUUACACUGCUGGUGCUCAGCGUCGUGGUGAAGGUACUGGUGAGCUGCCUGCUCUGGCGCUUCGUCACCCUUGAUCGGAUGAUCACUAUCGCAAAAUUCGCAUUCCUUUCGAGUAUGGUGCUGAUGUGUGGCGGGCACAGGAUCAUGCCAAUCCCGACGGGGCAGUCGAGCCCGUGGUACUCCAGCCUCGUGGCCACCUUUGUGACGGCGCUCCAGCAGGUGCUGUUCACAUUCGGCCUCGUGCUCAGCAUCCGCACCGCCCCUCGCGGCAUGGAGGCGACCAUCAUGUCGAUCACCGACCUCUGCGUGGACAUCGUUGCGUUCAUGUUCAAGAGCCGACUAUCGUUGCGUCCCUUGGCGUUGAAGGUGUUGCAACACGAGACGGCUGUCGACGUCGCGGUAGUCUUCUUCUGUCUAUACAACUUCUUCGUUCUGUUCGGGAAGCCGCAAGUGGCCUCUCUGAUGCGGCGAUACAACUUUGAGGGCCUGGAGUCGGCACGCGACGAACUUCCGCUGCCGCUUCCAGUCACUGGCUUCCCGGGCGCGAACGAAGCGCUCACCAGCCAAUCGCACAUCGACAUCGAGUCGAGCAUCGUCGCCGCCCACGAGGCUCUGAAGGGCGCAGACGUCGACAAAUCGCCCUGGGCGGACGAGAGCGAGUUGUCGGAUGUGUAG